Geodia barretti is the source of this 238-nucleotide messenger RNA. NCBI's taxonomy places the organism in Eukaryota, Metazoa, Porifera, Demospongiae, Tetractinellida, Geodiidae. The record is from the annotation of a GenBank genome assembly.
GGUACCAUGUCCAUCCCUAUAAUAUAUUUGCACCUGGUGACGUGAUGAAAGUGUUGAUUGGCAACAAGUGUGAGCUGGAGUCCGACAGAGUUGUCUCCAGGGCAAGGGGUGAAGAAUUUGCAGCCGAACUCGAAAUUCCUUUCUUGGAGACUAGUUGCAAGACCAACCACAAUAUUAAGCAGGUAAUUUAUCUUGCUGUUUAAAACAAAUGUUUUAGUCCCUAACCCUUUUCCAGACA